CACUCCUGUGGGGGAGACAAAAAGAUGAAACAGGACAAUGACUGCUGGUCUAAAAUGGUUCCAGGUGUCUUUUGACUAGAUGUUUCAUGACCUGUCCUUGUUUCCUGAGUAAAAACAGAAACAUAUUGAUGUGUGUUUGGCAUGUUGAAGGCGAUAAUCCUGUGUGCUUCAGUGGAAAAAGAGAAAUGAGAAGGUUAAAACCCUUGUGACGCUCUUCAGAGCUGUUUUUGUCCAAGUGCCUUGGUUUAAGUUUCCCGUCCCUGUGCCAGGUUUCCAUUGGGAUAAUCUUGCCUUCUGACCUGUCACUGGUGACAGGCCCAACUUACUAAGAAUAUUUAUUUAUAAAAUUCAUAACAAACGAGAAUCUUUUUUUUUUUUUUCACUUAAAACAGUUACAUUCUUCAAGGACUGUUCCAGUUUCACAAGAGUGAAAAUGCCCUGUCUUUCCAAUAUAAAGGUUUCUCUUUCUAAAGAAUUCAGUAAAUAGAUACUAUAUUGGUUUUAUUCUCAUUUCAUAUAUGGUUAUUUCUCAGAGGUCAGUAAUAUAAGUAAGUCACUUAAUGUAGAAUACUUUAGACCUUAACUGUUUAUUACGUAUUGCUACAGUGGACUAAGAAAAAAGGCUUUUGUCCAUAUGCCAACACUGCCCAAUCUUGACUUUCACAAAACUGGAGAUGGGAGAGAAGAGGGGAGAACCAGGACAUCACUUUGGCACAAGGGGUGUCAGGGUUUGAACUCAACUCAGGACCUUAUGCCUUCGGAAGUUGCUGAACCUUCAGGGCAGCAAAAUAUUGACGAGGAAGUCAUCUCUUCCGCUUGCAGUCUGGUGUGUGAAUGGGCCCAGAAAGUGUUAAGUCAGCCGUUUGACACGGUUCUGGAGUUGGCCCGCUUCCUUGUGAAGAGCCACUGCAUAGGCACAAAGUCAGUAGCAGCUCUUACUGUAAUGGCGGCGGCAUCACCAGGGCUUAAAGGAGUUACGCCGCCUUCUGCGUUCAUCCCAACAGCUGAAAGUCAUUCUUUUCAACCUCAAGUAAAGACGUUGCAGUCUCCUGUAGAUGCGAAGCAGCAGUUACAACGCAAAAUCCAGAAGAAGCAGCAAGAACAGAAGCUGCAGUCCCCUUUGCCAGGAGAAUCCUCAGCAAAAAAAUCAGAAGGAACCGCAGCCAAUGGAGUGAACACUCUUCCUAAUGGAAACCCUUCCAUUCUCUCUCCUCAGCCUAUCGGCAUUGUCGUGGCAGCUGUGCCUAGCCCCAUUCCGGUCCAGCGGACCAGGCAGUUGGUGACUUCACCAAGCCCAGUGAGUUCCUCUGACGGCAGAGUGCUCCCCCUCAACGUGCAGGUGGUCACUCAGCACAUGCAGUCUGUGAAACAGGCACCGAAGACUCCACAGAACGUCCCAGCCAGUCCGGGGGGGGACCGUUCUGCCCGGCACCGCUACCCUCAGAUCUUGCCCAAACCCGCCAACAGCAGCGCGCUCACCAUCCGCUCUCCGACUACUGUCCUCUUUACUAGCAGUCCCAUCAAGACAGCUGUGGUCCCCACUUCACACAUGAGUUCUCUCAGUGUGGUGAAAAUGACGGCAGUAUCACUCACACCCAGCAACAGCAGCGCGCCUCUCAAAACCACUGCCUCAGCGAGCAGCGCUUCAGGAACCGCUGAGGAGCCAAGGACCUUUCCACAGAUCAAGAAUGGUUCUGUUGUUUCACUUCAGUCUCCAGGAUCCAGGUCCGGCAGUACUGGGGGGACAUCCGCCGUGGAAGUAAAAAUGGAGCCGGAAACAUCAUCAGAGGAGCGUCCUUUGCAGUGCCAAGAGAGCCUUGACUCGAGUAAAGCACCCAGAACAACUACCAGUGCCCUUCCAGGGCAGAAAAGUAAUACAGAUGGGGGAGUGCAAAAGCCUUCGAGUGACAGUGUCACUGAAGUAAAAGCAGCUAAGGUCUGUGACCAGAGGACCAAAUGUAACAGUCGCUGUACUGAGCUUCCACCAGGCACUUCAGCAGGCGGUAAUCAAAGCACCGCCAGUCUCCCAGUCGCCACUCCAAAUGCAACUCUCACCGGCGCCAACUCACCAUCCCACGGCGACUCAACAAACAAAGACCCUAAACCGUGCGCUAAAUGUCCAAGAAAGCGACUUUCUUCCGCACCGCAAGAGUCCCAGGUGCCUCCUGUAAAGAAGCCGAUUGUGGAGCGGCUUCCUGCAGCGCCGGUCGAGGGGCAGAAACCGGGCAGUGGGAAGAAGGACCAGAAGGUCCCACAUCCAGGGCAAACAGAGAGUCCGGCAGCCGGCGCGCAGGCUCCUGACAAGGUACCGGCGAGUGUUAGCACGCACACAGUGGCAGACCAGCCCUUGAACGCCUCUCCUCUCGUGACCACUGAGCUGGCUUCGGAGCAGCAUGCGACACCGUCAUCCUCUCCAGAAGUAAAAGUGAAGCUUGAAAGGAGCGUCUUUCUCUUGGACAGUGAGUCAAAAUCAGAUGGCAGCUUCAGUCCGAACGAAUGGCAGCCGGUCUCUAAGGAAUCCGAGUUGCUACCCGCCACCUGCGAACAGCAGCAGGACAUGAGUGUUCUGUCGCUUCCCGAGCAGCCUGAUACCCAUGACUUAGAGAAGGCCGUCUGGGACUUGGAAGGGAUGCCCCGGGGCCCCUAUACCCCACAGCUGCAUGACCAGAUGCCGGAAUCUUCUCUGAAUCAAAUCCAAGCGCAGACUUCGGCUCAGUUACCUCUCCCGUCUGAACUGGCCGAGUAUGAGCCUUCUGUCUCCCAGACCAACGAAAGCUACUUCCCGUUUGACGACGAGCUCACGCAGGACAGUAUUGUGGAGGAGCUGGUGCUGAUGGAGCAGCAGAUGUCCAUGAACCGUCCCCACACUUACGGAAACUGUCUGGGAAUGGCCCUGCAGAGCCCGUCCGUCACCCCAGGAGCGCCCGUGCCCUCGCACGCCUCCGGCACCCACUUCUACCACCCGAUCCACAGCAGCGGCACUCCGAUCCACACGCCCACCCCCACGCCCACGCCCACCCCGACCCCCACCCCCACGCCCACCUCUGAGAUGAUCGCUGGGUCUCAGGGCCUGUCACGGGAGAGCCCUUGCUCUCGGCUAGCUCAGACCACUCCUGUGGACAGCGCCCUCGGCAGCAGCCGCCACACGCCCAUCGGAACCCCACACUCGAACUGCAGCAGCAGCGUCCCUCCCAGCCCCGUGGAGUGCAGGAAUCCGUUCGCGUUCACUCCCAUCAGCUCCAGCAUGGCGUACCACGAUGCCAGCAUCGUCUCCAGUAGUCCCGUGAAACCGAUGCAGAGGCCCAUGGCCACCCACCCUGACAAAACCAAGCUGGAGUGGAUGAAUAACGGGUACGGUGGGGUGGGGGGCUCCUCAGUGUCUGGCCACGGCAUCCUGCCAAGCUACCAGGAGCUGGUAGAAGACCGUUUCAGGAAGCCUCACGCCUUCGCUGUGCCCGGACAGUCUUACCAGUCUCAGUCCAGACACCACGACACUCACUUUGGCCGCCUGACCCCCGUGUCUCCUGUGCAGCACCAGGGUGCAGUCACUGUAAGCAGUGCUAGCAAGCAGGAGGGUUUCGCCGUCCCUGCCCCUCUUGAUAGCAAAGGAACUAAUGCAUCUGGCAGCGGCAGCUUCAGGUGUCGCAGCGUGAGUCCUGCUGUCCAUCGCCAGCGUAACCUUAGUGGAAGCACCCUCUACCCCGUGUCUAAUCUCCCUCGAUCUAAUGUGACCCCCUUUGGAAGCCCAGUAGCCCCCGAAGUUCAUGUUUUCACAAAUGUUCACACAGACGCAUGUGCCAAUAACAUAGCUCAAAGAAGUCAAUCGGUUCCACUGACCGUCAUGAUGCAGACAGCUUUCCCUAACACUCUACAGAAGCAAACCAACAGUAAAAAAAUAACCAGCGUCCUGUUGAGUAAGCUGGACUCUGACAACGAUGAUGCGGUAAGAGGCCUGGGCGUGAACAACCUACCCUCCAACUACACUGCCCGGAUGAACCUCACUCAGAUCUUGGAGACUUCCACCGUUCUCCCCAGUGCCAACCCACAGAAUAUGAUGGACUCCAGCACGUCUGUGUAUGAAUUCCAAACACCAUCUUACCUCACCAGAAGUAAUAGCACCGACCAGAUCAGUUUUUCUCCUGAGGAAAAUCAAGCACAAUCAGAUAUCGGAGAGCAGCAGUUGGAUUUCAGUAGCACUGUUAAAGACCUGCUGAGCGGAGACAGCCUGCAGACCGGCCAGCAGCUGGCGAGCCAGGUGACAUCAGAUUUGUCGAGUGACAUCAGGCUGUCUUCUGAGCUCUCAGGCAGCAUCAAUGAUCUGAACACUUUAGACCCAAACCUACUGUUUGACCCAGGCCGUCAGCAGGGACAAGAUGACGAGGCCGCACUGGAAGAGUUAAAGAAUGACCCUUUGUUCCAACAGAUUUGCAACGAGUCCAUGAGCUCUAUGACGCCGUCAGGUUUUGAGUGGAUAGAAAGCAAGGACCAUCCUGCUGUUGAAAUGUUGGGUUAGUUGUGUUUUAUGAUAUGUAGCACACUGUAUCUUAAGACAUAUGUAUUGUAUUUGUCUUAAUGGAAGUGCCUCCCGCAGCAGAAACACUUACUAUCACUUGUGACGUUUUCAAAGAGUUUGCUGCAGAAGUGGCUGCUUCUUCAAGUAGGAAAUGAAUGGUUAGACUUGCCUCAGUCGUGACACAUUUCUGAAGACAGUAGGCUGCAGAAGAGCAAGCAUUAGGUCUUUAAACUGUUUGACAUCCCCCCCCCCCACUUAAUCCCAUUGUUUGCUAGUAAGCAGGUGACUAACCAGCUUUUACAAGAACAGUUUAGAUCUUUAUUUUGUGUAAGUUCAUUUUGAUUCAUCAGUUGACCUACUCAGAAUUUAGAGGAAACCAUUGAUUUUUAGGGGUAGGCUUUUUUGCUGAGUUGGCAUUGUCUUUUAUUAGAUGUGAGAUCAUAGCUAAGAUGUAGACACGGAGGUCUUCCUUGAAAACAGGGAUAAUAUUCAGGUUCUUCUAACUAUUUGAGCUACUGUAGAAUGAAAGAUCUCUGUAGAACAUUCUGGGACUUCAGUACCACUUGCACCUGCAAUGAAGGGCUUGAAUAGGAGAAAAUAAUGGAGGAUUACAUGUUAAUUUAAGGAAAGCAGAAGCUGCACUAAAGUUUUAAAAAAGAAAAGCAAGUAGCCAUUUUUAUCGUGACCUUGCAUUCAUCUUAUUUUAAUGUGUUGACUUUACUAUGGAGCUAACACAUAGCAUAGACACACGAAACAGCUUCAGGCACUAGCAUUUCCCAGAGUAAAAUGCAAGCAUGUUGGGAUGACACUGUAUGUCUCACUAUCUGAUAGUUGAGAUUGAGGAAUUCCGAAAAACAAGCAUUUCUCAGCUUCAUCACAAUGGCUGAAAAAAUGUACUCAAAUCUGUCUGAUGCUUUUUUUUUUUUUGGCAGGGGGAGGACAUU
Molecule: messenger RNA, 5457 nt
Organism: Erinaceus europaeus (western European hedgehog)
Lineage: Eukaryota; Metazoa; Chordata; Mammalia; Eulipotyphla; Erinaceidae
Gene: RFX7
Product: regulatory factor X7
Exons: 5
Coding region: 635-4513 (1292 amino acids)
Biological process (GO): regulation of transcription by RNA polymerase II
Molecular function (GO): DNA-binding transcription factor activity, RNA polymerase II-specific; RNA polymerase II cis-regulatory region sequence-specific DNA binding
Source: RefSeq, a predicted model, not a curated record